Messenger RNA from Neopsephotus bourkii (Bourke's parrot), 604 nucleotides. Its product is annotated as visinin-like. The record is from RefSeq and is a predicted model, not a curated record. The transcript is spliced from 3 exons. Bases 1 to 579 code for a protein of 192 amino acids. NCBI's taxonomy places the organism in Eukaryota, Metazoa, Chordata, Aves, Psittaciformes, Psittacidae. Gene Ontology annotation, molecular function: calcium ion binding.
AUGGGCACGGCGCGGAGCCGCGCGCUCUCGCGGGAGCUGCUGGAGGAGCUGCAGGCGAGCACGCGCUACUCGGAGGAGGAGCUGCGCUCGUGGCACGAGCGCUUCCGGCGGCAGUGCCCGGAUGGGCGCAUCUCUCGCGAGGACUUCGAGCGCCUCUACGGGACCUUCUUCCCCUGCUCGGAGGCGCAGGGCUACGCGCGUCACGUGUUCCGCAGCCUGGACGCCAACGGCGACGGCAGCCUGGACUUCCGGGAGUACGUGCUCGCGCUCCACCUGACGGCGCCCGGGCGCGCGCGCCUCAAGCUCGAGUGGGCGUUCUCGCUCUUCGACGUGGACCGGAACGGGGAGGUCAGCAAGGGGGAGGUGCUCGAGAUCGUCACGGCCAUUUUCAAGCUCAUCCCCCCCGAGGAGCAGAAGUCUCUGCCCGAGGACGAGAACAGCCCCCAGAAACGGGCGGACAAACUCUGGGCCUACUUCAAGAAGGGCGACAACGACAAGAUCGCCGAGGGGGAGUUCAUCGAUGGGGUCAUGAACAACGAUGACAUCAUGCGCCUCAUCCAAUACGAGCCCAAGAAAUAGGGGGCGGGGCACCCCAAACCCCGCC